This is a messenger RNA of Dalotia coriaria, 10602 nucleotides long. RefSeq names its product serine-rich adhesin for platelets. Gene Ontology annotation, cellular component: transcription regulator complex; histone deacetylase complex. Gene Ontology annotation, biological process: regulation of transcription by RNA polymerase II; negative regulation of DNA-templated transcription. NCBI's taxonomy places the organism in Eukaryota, Metazoa, Arthropoda, Insecta, Coleoptera, Staphylinidae. The record is from RefSeq and is a predicted model, not a curated record. Gene Ontology annotation, molecular function: transcription corepressor activity. The transcript has 18 exons. The coding region runs from base 1036 to 5607 and encodes 1523 amino acids.
AGUGCGCGCUGCUCGUGCGCUCUUGUCUCGACGUCGCUCGAUAGCGGCGUCGUUCUAGUAGUGCCGCUUAACCUCCCCUAGCGUCGGUUUGCUCAGCUGAUUCACACCAAAAAUACACACGCGUGCACAAUACCAAAAAGAAGAAAAUUCAAGAAAAUACUCAACCCAAACCGCAUCAAAUAGACUAUACUUCCAAAUCGUCCAAGACGACAUCGUGUGUACACCUGGACCAUCAACGGGUUAUGUAAUUCACGCAGCGUCUGAGACGAUUAGUAGUGCAACCCACAACCAUAACUUCUUCCGCCAAGUGACCCAAACGGAAUAUACUUACACAUACUUACCUUCAAGCGCAACGUACAAAUCUCAACAACUCUACAACUCCGCCACUUCCUAUAACGAGCAUUAAAAUUAAAAGUUUACUUUGUUUGAACAAUCAUCGAAGCUCAAUCACAUUUUUUGAGGCUGUAGCCUCGCGCAGAUGAAUCCUUCGAACGUGCCAAAUCAUUGAUGCUGUGCGUGCAACAUUUGGGAAAUUACCGCCGUGGAAGAGUUUGUGUAUUCACAACGUGACUGGAUUUUAUUGAUGGAGUGUUUAAAAACGCAUUAAUGUGCGACGCGCUGAGAAAUGGUCGCAGGAGCUAGGUGCUAAGGAUAAAUGAUGGUUUUGACCAUUGCGUGCGGAGCAUUUUGACGGCGAGCGAAAAAUCAACGAAAUUUUCGGCGAUUUCUUUGGAUUCGUAAGCGGAUUUCGAGCGUGUGUCGCGGGCCGUCGGAGCGCGGAAUCAGUGACGUUUGGCGAGCAUAUUGAGUGUGUGUGGAGAAGAUGGUGUGCUGGUGAAAGGUGCUCCGUGCGGCCUGAAGGGCCCCGCGACUCAUCCGUCACCAUCAGCAACAAACUGCCUCACCGUGCGCGUACCGGCGGGGCUAGUUGCCAAAGCCGGACAUGUGCCCCCCAAUGGGGGAACCGCCGCCGAGGAGAAAGCCUCCCUACCGCAUGAUGGUUUAGCCGCUGAAUCGGAACCAGCACCGAAGGACAUGACAGCCGUCAAUGCGGGUGUGCAUGAAUUGUCGGGUGUACGGCUGCCGCUGCAACCGUACACGGGCGGGCAUGCUGUGUUUAUGUACAGCACCGCCGCCGACGGCAACGUCACCCUGCAGCUGAAGGAGCCGGACGACUUGGAUCGCGGCAGUUUGGCGGCGAUGCUCGCGCGGCUGCAGGACGACGCCACUUUUUCCAUAUCAUAUCAGGACACGGACAUUCUUUCGGAUGGAAGCAUUGAUGUUCUACUCGGCACUGGGUCGAAUAAUAGUCUACCAGCUGCAGAUGGAAGCGAUGCGGUCACGGCGACAUUCGAUCUGUUCGACUCGUCCAGCGGGCCGGACCUCACCCUCUCACCGCAGACAUUCACUAAUUCCGCGGAAGCUUUCAUCAACGAUAACUCCAACAGUCUGGGUGUGCCCACCGACAAUGAUCCAGUCUCCUCCACCGACGAUGGCAAAAAGGUGCAGACCGAAGUAGUCAAAUUAGCGGUGAAGCGAGCCAGACCCAAAGCAACGUCGCCCAAUCGACAAGGCCCCCAGCAAUGCCAAGUAUGUGCGAAAAUAUUCGGAAAUGCUUCCGCGCUAGCGAAGCACAAACUGACCCACAGCGAUGAACGCAAGUACGUAUGCACAAUGUGCGGGAAAGCAUUUAAGCGCCAGGACCAUCUCAAUGGUCACAUGCUGACGCAUCGCAACAAAAAGCCCUACGAAUGCAAGGCGGAAGGAUGCGGUAAGUCGUAUUGCGAUGCGCGAUCAUUGCGAAGGCACACGGAGAACCAUCAUAGCACGUCGACCACCUCGGCGAAUGCACCUUCGACCACCAUGUCUCCUGCGCAGGGUGCUGCCUCCGGUGAUGCUGCUUCUCCGCAUGGAUCGAGUUGCAUUCAGUAUGCGCCUCCACCAACGAAUAAUUCUUCAAAUGGGAAAAGCCAACUGCAACAAUUGCUCGCGACUGAACCAUCAAAGAGCGGCAGCCACGGCAAUAAUGACGGAUUAACAAAACAGCAAUUAGAUCUGAUUCAUCAAAUCAUGGAGCAGACGCAAAGGCAGUCGGCGACCGCUCUAAAAUCAACAGCAAAGCAGCCAACAAAGCCCGUUAGCAAAACGGCAAUUAAGGUCCAGCGCAUUUGGUCGUCGCAGCAAAGUGCAACUUUCAAAGCAAACAUUGCAACCACCAAUCAGGCGAACAAAGCGUCCAGCACCACGUCCGCUACGACCACUUCGAGCGCGACGUCGACGAGUGCCUCCUCGACCAUCGCGUCCCAAGCAAAUAGCAAACCCGAACCCAAACCAGUCGAAUGCAAUUUGUGCCAUAGAAAAUUCAAAAACAUACCGGCCCUCAACGGCCACAUGCGAUUGCAUGGCGGGUACUUCAAGAAGGACGCCGAUAACAAGAAGAGCGAGAAAAAAGACACGUCGGGACCACCUUUGCAAACGGCCAGCGUGAGCGUACGCGCUCUCAUCGAAGAGAAAAUUAUUAACAAACGCAUAACAAACACCCCCACUGCCGCCGCCGCUGCUGCCGCUGCUGCUGCAACUGCUACGGCAAAUAACAUUGCAGCCACAGCCGCCGGACAACAGCAGCAGCAGGGUGACGAUGCAAUGCGCAGUAAUACGGCCCCGCCUUUGUUUCCCUUAACUGUGCAUUCCACGCCGACGAGCACGAGCGAUGCGAUCCCGAAAAUCACAUCGUUUGUCGUCCCAGCACCGCCGCAGCAACUCGGUGGUGAAAAAUCACGCCGACACUCUGACGCCGAUGCGUUUACCAUGCCGCGUGCGCCCUCAACCACCACCACUACCACUACAACAACGCAACAGGAAGCGGAAGCUUUGGCCGAUUUGAUACUCAAGCAUGAAAAGGCCACCGUCAAACGCGCGGUAUCAGACCCCGGCCAGCAGCCGUCACAAACCUCUCCGCAACAGGCCUCCCAUAAACAGAUAAUCCAAUUCCAGUCCUCUGAUUCUUUCACACUGGCCUAUCAACCUGAGGACGGAUAUCUAUCGCCCAGUUUACAGGACGAGGUCUUUACGCAGGUUCCCGACAGUAUGUUGCUCCAGGGAGUGGACGCGCAGCAAUUGGCAUCCAUUCAAUUCCAAACCGAUUCGCUGCUGCAAGAUCAAAGCGAUCAGCAAUUGCUAGACGAUUACACAAAUCUGCAGGACACUGUCAUCCAAUCGCCUUCGUAUCAGUCCAGUCAUUCGGUGAAUCAGGAACUGCAGGCAGUGUUGGACUCGCCGCUACCGGAGAGUCUCGCUGAGUUUAGUACUUAUCAUUCAAGCGGGAACCUCGACAUGCCGUCGCCCGGUUAUCACACCCAGUCCCCGGUUCAAUAUUCCUCGCAGUCACCGCACGUAACACUCGCGACGCGCUCGCCAUUGCAAUCGCCGCUGAUUAGACACGACUCGCCGGGCUUCGCAUAUCCGACGCCGCCCGCAAGUCACGAAGGACUUUCGCCAUGCUUUGGACAGAACUCAAUGCUGCCAUUGGUGUCACCCAAGCAGAACGACUUUGGGCAAGUGGUUUCACAUGAUAUGGAUGACCCGCAGCAACCAUCAUCACCGUUGACAGCUGCGUUUUUCACAUCGAAUCUUUCAAGCGCUGCGGCUGUUGAAGAAGCAUUGGAAGAGGUCCUUCCAGGAGAGAAUAUAUCCGCGGAUGAGUUGUAUCCAUCUUUGACUAACUCCCCACCACCUUCCACACAUUCUCCACUUCCAGUUGGAUUGACUCCUAUUCAAUCACCAGCUCCCAAUAGCAAUACCACAUCUUCAUCCACAUCAACUCAUACUACUUUUACUCAGAAUACUGUUACUUUCCCGAUGUCAACUCAUUUCACUCUACAAUCACAAAUGUUACCAAAUUCGGAUGACCCGCUUCUAUCCAGCAGUCCCAAGGACUUUGUACCACGUAAAAAGUUUGAAUUUAAUGGACUCCCAUUGAAAGUCAUCAGUAGCAAUGGGCUCUUAGACCUGAAUAAUACAAACCUCACUGGGAUUUUAGUAGAGAGCAAUGGAGAAAUCAAAUUUAUCCAAACAGGAGGUGGUAACUUCCAAGCAAAAAAUAUUCUGGUUGCAGGUGCUCCACUUUUGAGCACCACAACCACACUUAAUCAAAAAGAACUUGGUGAAGCAAAACCAAUGGGUAUGAAACCCACCUUGGUUCAGAAACUAUCCAAAGUCAAAACGAUGGCUGUGAAGUCCAAGGAGAUCAAAAUGGAAGACAUCUCACAUGAUGUUUUCCUCAGUCCCACGACCAUGACAUCUAAUCCAGUCCGGUUGUCGCGGAAACGACCGCGAACUGAUCCCCUUCAACUGCCCGUGUUGCACCAGUCUCGUCUCAGAGCGACAAGGAGCAAACCACAGGGUGCGGCAGCUUACACUCCGCAGCCAAUUUUAAAUCCAAGCAGACCCGGUUCCGGGUUGUACAUAUAUUUAAAACAAAAGACACAUGAUCAUGAAGAAGUGGCAAGUACGUGGUGCAACGAAUCCGUACCUGAAUCAGAUUCCACACCGCACAUCAACGUAGGCCCCAAGUUCCAGUGCAGCAUCCCUGCGGUAAUGCCGUCCUACCAUCGAGUCACGCAGGACCGAUCGCCCGAGGACCUGCUGUGGGACCCUGGCAUACUGCAAUGCAGCGACAGCGAAGUCGACAUGUACUUGGACUUUGCGUGCUGCGCGGCCGUUCCCGGAGGCGGCCGGAAUCAGGAGUACGCCAUGCAUUUACUACACAUGUGCGGCGGCAACAUUCACGAGGCAAUGUUGAAGCUGAUGCAACCGACUCCGAACCUGCACAACGGACAUCCGCUGCUCACGUAUCAGUACUCCGAGACGGACAAGUGGACUGUCGAGGAGACGGAACUUUUCCAUCAAGCUUUGCUCAAACAUGAUAAAGAUUUUUACUUUAUCGCUCAAGAGGUUGGUACAAAAUCAUUAAAACAAUGCGUUCAGUUCUACUAUAUGUGGAAGAAGGUCUGCACCGACGAAUAUCGAAAGCACAAAGAGCACCACGAACGCAGCGCGGGGGCGGCGCGUAGUUACGAAAGCGGUGAAGAGAAACCCUACCCGGACGUGAAACUACUCGGGAUCGCCGACGCCGGAUCGCCGAUGCCACUGCACGAGCACCGGAAUUACAUAUGCGAGUUUCACGAUUGUUCAGCCAGCUUUAAUUCCAGAGCGGCGCUGAACGGCCACAUUCGGAUACACGGCGGGACGGCGCGCGGCUCGCCGACGCCCCCGACCGAGCCGCUGAUGUCGAUAUCGACGGGCCACGGUGGAGGCGGUGGCGGCGGCGUGCUCGGCCUGCAGCAAUUGCUCGGCAAGCGAUCGAUGCCGUGCCACGCGCCCGACUCCACCGAAGACUAUCCGUGUAAGAUAUGUGGGAAAGUUUUCACAAAAAUCAAAAGUCGCAGCGCGCACAUGAAAUCUCAUCGGCCACCGGACGCGGAGCCGUCGCGCCCGAAGCAAAAAGACAAAGAGCACGUCCUCACGCUGCUGACCACGUCUUCGGGCGGCGUCACCGCCGCCGCACAAUCAACCUUCGACUCCGUGCCAACUUCAUCCAGUACUUAGUUAAGACAUAAGGUGUCGAGCAAGCCCCGAACCUGAACACGUAAGUGGGUGAGCGACCUAGCUAACAGGCAAUCAAAAUAAAACUACGAGUUAAUCAAAGAUGCAAAACGAAACUUAAGAAAUCAGCGUACAUAUAGGAACAGAGAGAGAGAAAAUGUGUAUGCAUGAUGAUGUAACAGAUAACUAAUUAUGUAUUGUGCAUUUAUAAAGAUUAAUUUUUAUAUAAACGUGUGAAAUUUUCUGCAAAUUUCGCAUACGUGUCGAAAGUUUGACGCAAACCAGCGAUGAGAUUUUUUUUAAUUAAAAAAAACAACGCCUGGUUUGUAGAUUUCCGAAAAAAUAUAAAAUCGUUCAAAAGGAACGAAAUGUCUAGUCGUAUAAAAUAAUGUGUGUACAAAAAUUGUGUGUAAGUAAGGAGACAACGUUUUCACUCAAAAAUAACUAAACAAAAACUCACUUGAAAAUCAAACGAAUUGUUCCAUGACUAUGUUUCGAAAUUCAAAACAAAAUCCACUUACUAUAAACUCCACUUUUAAAGGAAACAAGAAAACAGAUAUAUUUAUAUUUGCAUAAUUAAAUGUAAAUUAACUAAAAACAAACAAAAAAAAACACGUGUAUUCACAGGUAAAGAAGUAAAACAUAAGAUAUAUUACAAAAAGAAAAAAAAUGAAGAAUAAUUAUAAAGAAAAUAAUAUGGGUUGUGUUGCGUUACCGAUGCGUAACGUUAGUGCCUUUCGAUUGUCGAGUGAGACACUAAUGCAUCACAUUAUUCACAAGAAAAUGAGGCUUGGAGGAGCAGGAUUCGCAUUCGCAGACAUUCGCAAAACACGCUAGACGAGUAAUCAAAGAUUCCCGUGAUGCAAUUGCCGCGCAAAUACAAUAAACACGUGCAAACAGGAUGAAAAUCAAUUUUAAAAACGUGCUGAACACGGACGCUAUGGCGAGAUAUUUUCUGAAACACACAAACUCAAUAAUUUUCUUUAAUUUCCGCUAAAUUUUGCUCAAGCAUUCAAUUUCUAGCUGUUUCCUACUCAAGUUUUACUCGGUUCGAUGCUGGAAAAGAAUUAUUCGAACGAAAAGAAUCAAACGAUGAGCAAUAUUGAAACAUAAUUCACUAAAUGAGAACAAAAUUCAAAAGAGAGCCAAAAAUUAUUAGUACUUAUAAAAAUUAUAAAUGAUAAUCCAUAAUAUAAAUUUAAGCGUCAGAGAGGAGAAGUGAUGCGCAUUUCAUCUGGUAUGUUGUAUGAACGUGAAAUGAAAUGAAUUUAACAUAUGCUCAAUUUAAAUUAAAUUUUAAAAGCAGAAUGCAGCAGAAUGAGGUAAAUAAAAGAAUUAAAGAGAAAAACACUUUGUAAAUAAAUCAGUUGCAACAAACUCUGAAAGACAAAUAUUCGAAUCAUCAUAACUAUGUGUUAAUUCAACAAUAAAUGAAGGUGUAAAAUAUAUAUGUACUGAUUCGUCAAUAUUUCAAUAACAUACAAGAUACAAGAUACAUGAAUAUAAACACGAGAACGUAGGUAAUUGAAUAAUAACAAAACUAAGAAAAAAUAAAAAAAUAAUACAAUAGUUUGUAUUUGCAGUGAAAAUCGAAUAAGCAAAGUUUUAAUGAUGAAAGUAAAGCAAAACGAAAAAACCAAAAAAAAGUAACUUGAUGCCAUGUCGGUACUGUUUAACUCUGUGUUGUGAUCUUUUUAAAAAGUCUAUUACUAUGAAUCUAUCUAUAUAUAAAUAUAAAUAUUUAUUAUAAAUAUACAUAAAUUUAUUAUUAAUUAUUAUACGAAUCUACUCAAGAAACAUUUGAAGGAAAUGCAAGAAGAUAAUAUUUGUAUAUGUUAAUUGUAUAUGUAUAUGUAUGUAUAAUUAGAUGAAAUUAUUAUCUAUAUACUUAAAAAUUAAGAAUCAAGAUUCGAUGAGUGCAGGAAUGGGAUUUUACGGAUUUGAAUUCGAGAGCGUGUAGGUUAGCAAAGAUUUAGCGAUGUUUUGUUCCACACACACGUUGACAAAAAGUCAAGCAAACAUCCAGAUAAUAUACAGCACAAAAGCGAAAAACAAAAAGAAAAUUCAAGGAGACAAUCGUUCUAUAACUAAAUGCUCACUUAGCGUAUAACGAUGAGCGGAUUUUAAACUAAAGGAAACUAUACAUGCGUAUAAGAUAAAGAGAUAAACGUACCCCAAAGUCGUCAAAUCAAUCGAUGUGUUUUAUGUCGCUUUUCAACGCAUCGGAAACGAAGUGAUUUCGUUUUCUGGAUAAAAGCGUGUAUAAUUCGGUGUUUUUCAAACCUGCAGACAAGUGUUGUAUGUUUUCCUCGCCCGAACUAUCUGUAAUGUAACAUUUUAUAAAUGAUUAAUGUUACUCCUCGGUAAAACGCUGCUCAUUGUCUUGACUUUUCGUCAACGCUCUACUAGUACAAUAUAUUUAUAUCGGACAUAAACUAAUUACAAAAACAAGCAAACACUUGAUAUAAAGAAAAAGUCCGUCAGUGACUCUAAAACUCUGAACGUUUAUAUUUUAUAUUUUCCUGGUGCUCAUUGUUAUUAUUGAUAAUUUUAGUUUAAUUUCAACUUCGGCAAAACAGACGCACAUUGUACUUGUAAUCAAUUCUUCCAAAGAUUCAAACACAGCAAUGUCUGGUUAUAUUACGUAAAAUUCUCGAAACUAAUCAAACUUUUUUAAUAAACUAGCGUAGAGAAAAUGCUGCAAUUUGUCCAGGUGUAAGCGAUAUACUGGAACAACGUCCAUUUAUAUCUAACGAAUGUUUUGAUUUCGGCCUAGCGAGCAACGCACUCAUUUUCUAAGCAAAUAAUAUUCAUCUAUUGCUCAUUUUUACAUAAAUCGACGAAGUGGGAGACGUUUGAGUUUGAUUGUUGUAUACUUGUUGUUGUUGUUGUCUGAUUUAUCGGGUCACACAUUUCGGUUUAUUUCAUUGUGAUAAUUACGAGCCUAAUGAUACGGAUUUUAAAUUAGAUAAGAAAACUUAAACACUAUCGAAGAAAACACAAGCAAAGCUUAUGUAUAAAUGGAACUCACACGUGCGUGCGAAGUGACGACGAGCAAAAACCCCGAAAAACUCAUCGUGUGCCAAAAAAAACAAAAAUUUCAAAGAAUAUGAGAGACAAAGAAAUACAAACAACGCGCUUAUUAUGAUUACACACUGCACAUUCACACGUACGCACAUUUGAACUUUAAAUGAAAAGACAUUUUAUACAAGAUAUCUUAUAAAACGCAUGUUGUUGUAAAUACGCUUACGCCAGAAGAUUUCAUUUCAGCCUCACACACAAAAGUUGAGCAUAUUCAAUCACCGCAUUAAUUAUUUUUUUAUUGAUAAAUGUUCUAUGAAUGAAAGUACAAGCGAUGCGGAAAUCUAACGAACGAAUCCUACACUAUUGUCAUGCGCAUGGUUUCUUGAACAACGAAAAUACAAAAUAUCAUAGCACACGAUGUUCUAAUACUCUUCGUAUUCGAUUCAAAAUUAUUCAUGUUUAUCUUCAAAUUUUAUUGUAUCUGUCCGUGAAUCAUUAGUGUGGUGGUUAAAUAUGUCUAAACACAUUUGCAGAUUGUUUAUUUAAGUUAUAUGAUGCAAAAUGAACGCCAACACUGGUGAUCGGAUGAGUUGAGAAUUUAUGCAACCAGUUGUACAGCAUUUAACCUCAUCUGAGCAACAGUGUUGCGUGGAAUACUGAUUUUCUUGUCCGUACAGUACCUGAAAAGGUUUUACUCGCAUGUGUCUCAAUGAAACCAAUUGGAAUAAUUGAUUUGAAAAGAUUUUCUGCAUCUCAAGGUUGUAAACUAAGACGAGUGAAACACGUCGCUGGCGUUACGCGCAGCGCGAGAUAUUUAUAAAAGAAAAAAAAGUACAUUUAAGUGUGAACGAAAAGACAAAAUGUCAAUACGUAUCUAUAGAAUUCUAGCUCAAGUUUUUUAUUCCUUAAUUAGCUAAUUAUGAAUAACAUAGUAAUUAUAUUAUAAAUUUAUCAUAAACGAAACGAUGUUUACGCCAUUACUUGUUGUUACAUAUUUGUUGACUUCGUCUUUGAAUCUUAUCUUGAUCUUAUCUUUCGCAUUACACGACACGAAACAGAGAACACACGUUUUCCGCCUGAAUUCGCCCAAUUCGUUUGUUAGAUUUAAACAACCUCUAAGGAUAUAAUAAUCAAAUAAAGAUGAUGAUGAGAAAUAAACUGUGUGUUCAACACUUGCGCAAAUUUUCUUGAGCUUUAAUGUUUACACGUAUGGUUUCCGCGUUAGCGCUCAUAUAUUCACGAUAGGCAUAAUUCGUAUAAAUUAAAAUAACAUUGAUGUGAUGUUAAGUUAGAAAUAUUUUUAAAUGAUGAUGUGAUUGAAAGAGCCAGAGCGUAAUCGAGAACGAUGAAAGAUCGAUGAAGAUUGAAAUGAGACAAACAAAUGAGGAAUCCUUCAAAAAAAAAACGCUCAAGACUCAAAAGACUCUCGAGCACAUUGAACGCAUCAAGACAAUCCUUUUUCGUAAAUACCGAAAGAAACGUUUUGUGACUAACGAGAAAACCACCACGUUGAUCGUCAGGUCAUAGGUUUGAUUUGUGUUUUUUUUUGAAAAAUCAUGAUUUUGAGUUUGAGGUGAAAAAAGCAAGAAAAUUUGACGGGUGCUUUUUAGUUCAUGGACGGAUGGGGGACGAAGGGACGAAUAUAAAAUUUGUGAAUUUCAUAUCGAAUAAUGAAUUAUUUAAGUGAUUAAUCGACUUAUUGAUAUCUAGGACCUAUAUAGUACCGUUGUUUUGUUUGAUUGUGUUUUUCUGAUAUAAAAAAUGAAUGAAAACUAUGAAACUAUUUGUUGUUGAAUUCUGUCCAUAUUGAGAGGAAAAAUAAACGAGUUUCCAGAAUUAGUACUUAAACAAGAUGAUAACAAAAAAAAACAAGAGAAACACAUGCAAAAAAUAAAUAAAUCGUAUGUUUAAUAUAAAGUGUAUAUGUAUAUACUUGUAUUAUUGUAUGCACAAUAAAAUAUGACGUUGUACUUA